Molecule: messenger RNA, 2108 nt
Organism: Sinocyclocheilus anshuiensis
Lineage: Eukaryota; Metazoa; Chordata; Actinopteri; Cypriniformes; Cyprinidae
Product: potassium voltage-gated channel subfamily A member 3-like
Exons: 1
Coding region: 105-1643 (512 amino acids)
Biological process (GO): action potential; protein homooligomerization; potassium ion transmembrane transport
Cellular component (GO): voltage-gated potassium channel complex; membrane
Molecular function (GO): delayed rectifier potassium channel activity; protein binding
Source: RefSeq, a predicted model, not a curated record
ACGUUUGCCGUGGGCGGGAGGACCGGAUCGAGAGCGAGAGGACGCGCGGCGCGGAGCUUGUGGAGGAGGCGCGGCUUCCACUGCCCCUCCGCCGAAACAGCUGCAUGGACGACCACCUCAGCCUCCUCCACUCGCCUCCGCCUUCCUCGAGCAAGCACCGGGGCAACAACCUCGUGAACCACGGCUACACUGAAGACAUCAUGACAAUUGUUGCAUGCGACAACAUGCUGGAGGAGUCGGCGGCGCUGCCUGGGCACCACUCUCUGGAGCGCUAUGAGCCAGACCACGAGUGCUGCGAGAGAGUUGUCAUCAAUAUCUCGGGCUUGCGCUUCGAGACGCAGCUCAAAACCCUGUCCCAGUUCCCUGAGACUUUACUUGGCGACCCCAAGAAGAGAAUGCGCUACUUUGACCCCCUCAGAAACGAGUAUUUCUUUGACAGGAAUCGGCCGAGCUUCGAUGCUAUCUUGUAUUAUUACCAAUCCGGAGGGCGCAUACGGAGACCCGUGAACGUUCCCAUAGACAUUUUUUCCGAAGAGAUACGCUUCUACGAGCUCGGGGAGGAGGCCAUGGAGAAAUUUCGAGAGGACGAGGGCUUUAUAAAGGAAGAGGUGCGUCCUCUGCCCGCUAAUGAGUUUCAGCGACAGGUGUGGUUGCUGUUUGAGUACCCGGAGAGCUCGGGUCCGGCUAGGGGCAUCGCGAUCGUCUCGGUGCUGGUCAUUUUGAUAUCCAUCGUCAUCUUCUGUCUGGAAACGCUACCCGAGUUCAGGGACGACAGGGACCCGACGACGGUCGCGCCGCGGGCGAACGCAACUCUCCCGUUCUUCACCAGUCCCUUCUCUGACCCGUUCUUCGUGGUGGAGACUCUGUGUAUCAUCUGGUUCUCCUUUGAGCUGCUCGUGCGUUUCUUCGCGUGCCCCAGCAAAGCCACGUUCUCCAAGAACAUCAUGAACAUUAUUGACAUCGUGGCCAUCAUACCUUAUUUCAUCACUUUGGGGACCGAGCUCGCGGAAAGGCAAGGCAACGGCCAGCAGGCGAUGUCCUUGGCCAUUCUUAGGGUCAUCAGACUGGUGCGAGUGUUUCGGAUUUUCAAACUCUCGCGGCACUCCAAAGGGCUCCAGAUUCUGGGGCAAACGCUCAAAGCCAGCAUGCGAGAGCUGGGCUUGCUGAUCUUCUUUCUCUUCAUCGGGGUCAUCUUAUUCUCGAGCGCCGUCUUCUUCGCCGAGGCUGACGAUCCCGACUCGGGCUUCAACAGCAUCCCUGAUGCGUUCUGGUGGGCGGUGGUAACCAUGACGACCGUGGGAUACGGCGACAUGCAUCCAGUCACCAUAGGGGGCAAAAUCGUCGGCUCCCUGUGUGCGAUCGCGGGCGUGUUAACUAUCGCUUUGCCAGUGCCCGUCAUCGUGUCCAACUUCAACUACUUCUACCACCGAGAGACUGAGGGAGAGGAGCAGGCGCAGUACCUCCACAUCGGCAGCUGCCAGCCUCUGUCCUCCUCCGAGGAGUUGAAGAAGACGCGGAGCACGUCGUCGCUCAGCAAGUCGGAGUACAUGGUCAUCGAGGAGGGCGCCUUCAAGCAGCCCAACUUCCCCGCCCAGAACAACCAGAACUGCGUGGACAUUAAAAAGAUGUUCACGGACGUGUAGGCUAUUCUAGUCUGCCUGAUGAUGGCAACGCUGUAGGUUCGUGUCAUGACAGUCAAGUGCUGCUGAGUGUGUCGCCCUCCAUUUCCACGACGCAGAGGAAAUGGUUACAUGUCUAACGCGCCAGUGCCAUGCAGUGUUUAUCACCUGUUUGACUGAACCAUUUUACUGUGAGGAGGAAGCCGCCAUCGGCUUUCAGUCCGUUUGCUGUCGUUAGGGUACGUUCAUUCAUAUAGGCAAUGUGUGACAUCCGUGUGGCAAGCCGCUUUAACAGCUAUUCCUUAAAACUAACUACCACCUGCUAUUAUUUUACUAGUCAUUUUGAUUACAAUUGAGUAAUCCAGCAAGGUUUUCAAUUGCUAUUGUAACUAUUUUCAGAAUAGAAAAAAAUUCAAAUGUACUGGCAAUUUUUUGCCAGGAUAUUAUCCUUUAAUUUUUACAGACAUUUCCUUUAAUCCUAAAACACAG